Molecule: messenger RNA, 711 nt
Organism: Penicillium angulare
Lineage: Eukaryota; Fungi; Ascomycota; Eurotiomycetes; Eurotiales; Aspergillaceae
Exons: 2
Coding region: 1-711 (236 amino acids)
Source: RefSeq, a predicted model, not a curated record
AUGCUCGCUCGUUCUUCACCAGCCACCUACGUCUCCCGACCUCGAGCUCUCCUCAAAAACCUGAACACCCCCACUUACAACUAUCGUAUCCUCCACAAUCUCGCCUUCUACAUUACACGCCCACGCCCACGCCCACGAACCCAACCCACGACACCGCACCCUCGCCUCACCCCACGAUCGCACACAAUCCCACGACACUUACCCUUCUCAACAUCCACCACCAUGGCCUCCGACGACGCCUACAUGGAUUUUCUGAACAAAGCAAACGCCGAUAAAGAUGCAGGUGCAGGCCAAGCCCCGGCGCAAGGGACCCAAACAAAAACAGUCGACACCUCGUUCAAGCUUCCGGCUUCCCUGAAGGACGUUGAUAUCUACUACGUCUCCGAUGCAGAUGAGCCAUUUGAACCUGUUCUCCUACGCUGGGAGGGUGCUGCAAAGGGUGAAUGGCCUAGUGCUGACGCCUUUUCCUCCUUGAUUUCGCCCAAUAAAGAUAUUUCGCAGGGGAUUUCUACGCUCUCUCAUUCUUCCUUCGAUCCUAAGAAUCAGUAUAGCGAGGCGGUGGAGGCGGUGCGUGCUGCUGCCUCGAAUAGUGAUAUUAAGGUUUACCGGGUUGAGAUUACGAGUACGAAGCUGGAGUACUUUUUAGUUGCGCUGGAUGAGAGUGAAGGGGGACGGGUUAUUGGGUUGAAGGCUAAGGCUGUUGAGUCUUAG